This is a messenger RNA of Alosa alosa (allis shad), 3260 nucleotides long. RefSeq names its product heparan sulfate glucosamine 3-O-sulfotransferase 3A1. Gene Ontology annotation, molecular function: [heparan sulfate]-glucosamine 3-sulfotransferase activity. Lineage: Eukaryota; Metazoa; Chordata; Actinopteri; Clupeiformes; Clupeidae. The transcript has 2 exons. The record is from RefSeq and is a predicted model, not a curated record. The coding region runs from base 475 to 1710 and encodes 411 amino acids.
UAAAGUUUACAGGUCUGUGAUUUGGCAUUUGUUAAUGUCAAAGAUUAUUCCUUCUAUGCUCAUAUUAUUCAACGUCGUGCCAUUUUCUGGUUAGUGAUGGAGACGCCACCAACUUGGCUGUAGUGUUAGUGAUCAAUUUCUUUGCUCAUGGAUGGGCGCCUCGUAUGCUAACGUAUGGCUUGGGUUUCAUGCGUCUCUCCUUCGGGCAAAACUAUAAUUUAAUUUGUCUGUGCUUGUCUGCGUGAAUAACCGCCUACUCUCCGGUGAUAAAACGACAAUUAUUGUUCCUAUAUAAGGAUCACUGUGAGCAGUGGACGCUGGUGAAGGUUAUUUUUGAGACAUCCGCGUGCGAAGUCUAAUCCACGGUGGAUGUGCCCACCGCGCGCUAUGUUGUGUUAUAUUUCUUGAUGGCAUUACCCCAGUAUGGCUGUGUAGCAUGGCCGUGGCUCCGGUACCAACGACUCGUGGACCGCGAUGGCGUUUAGUCCCGUCCUUGCGGACCCCUUGUCCAGGAGCAUCUUUAAGAAAUUCGCAGUCAUGCUGUGUUCGCUCCUCACCUCCCUGUACUUUCUGCACAGCCUUACCGACCGCUGCAGCACCAUGCCCUCUCCGGUUCGGUCUUCGGACCAAGUUGCGGGGCUCCUCGCUUCGGAUCUGCACGACAUGCGCGCGAUGAGAAGGAAGCGACUGCUUCAGAAAUGGAUAAGCAAGCCCGGCGCGGUUUACUACGAGGCGGACAGACAAGCCUCAAGGUACGAAGGCGCCGUGUUUGCUGGCAGCGAGAGUGGCCGCGAGGAUCACGAAGGAGACGGCGCGCUGCGGGUCGAGCUGUCCCUGCCCGGGUCCGUGUCGAACUUGGAUAUAUUGGCACGGGAGUCACGUGUGGACACGCGGACGGGCAGCCCAGGUAAGCUCAGCCCGCUGGGCGAGGGUACGAAGAAGCUACCUCAAGCCAUUAUCAUCGGAGUGAAGAAAGGAGGCACGCGCGCAUUGCUCGAGUUCCUCCGCGUGCAUCCCGACAUCAGGGCCGUGGGAGCUGAACCACACUUCUUCGACCGAAAUUAUGACAACGGGCUGGAGUGGUACAGGGACCUGAUGCCCAAGACGCUGGAGGGCCAGAUCACCAUGGAGAAAACCCCCAGUUACUUUGUGACGCGCGAGGCUCCGGCUCGGAUCAGCGCCAUGUCCCGCGACACCAAGCUGAUCGUGGUGGUGCGGGACCCCGUGACGCGGGCCAUCUCCGACUACACGCAGACGCUGUCCAAGAAGCCCGACAUUCCCUCCUUCGAGAGCCUCACCUUCAAAAACAGGACUACGGGGCUGAUUGACACCUCCUGGAGCGCCAUCCAGAUCGGCAUCUACGCCAAGCACCUGGACAACUGGCUGCAGUACUUCCCCAUGGGCCAGAUCCUGUUUGUGAGCGGCGAGCGGCUCAUCAGCGACCCGGCCGGAGAGCUGGGCCGCGUGCAGGACUUCCUGGGCCUCAAGCGCAUCAUCACGGACAAACACUUCUACUUCAACCAGACCAAGGGCUUCCCCUGCCUCAAGAAGGCCGAGGGCAGCAGCAAGCCCCACUGCCUGGGCAAAACCAAAGGCCGCACCCACCCCAACAUCGACCCCGAGGUGGUGCAGAGGCUACGGGAAUUCUACCGGCCGUUCAACAUGAAAUUCUACCAGAUGACCGGACGCAUAUUCGGGUGGGACGAUUGAUAUGUGCCUCAUGUUGCGUCUGCGGUAUUGCUUUCGGAAAAAAGGAACUGAAUAGAACAAAAAGAGACUGUUGCACUGUCUUUAUCACAAAAGCACUAUGCCUACCAAUGAUGGAGAUGCAAGGGGCUUGGGGUCUAUGAACGCAGGGAAGCAUAUGCAAUGCCGAAAUUCCAGUAAUGAUAAGAAAUGAAACACUUCCCACACAACUCCUUUCAAGCACAUGGACAGCCUCUUUUUCAAGGAAAUAGACCCCAGGUUGUAAGGUGUGUGAAUUGGUGUGUGUGUGUGUGUGUGUGUGUGUGUGUUUGUGUGAAAAUGUGUUUGUGUGUGUGUGGAGUAUUAAGCACCAUCAGGAUGAAGCGUUUUCCAUUUCCUUGCUCCUAACAAACAAUGCUUGCACAUCAGCGACUGUCAGAGUCCCAUAUUGGGUUCGGAGCGAGGGAACAUCAGAAAUCAGAAGAAAAAAAACGUCUGACAGAAACUGCAGCUCAGAUAACUGGUUCUGGCCACCUCCUCUACGCACUUAGCUGUGUACAAAGCUUUGCAUUGUUCUUUUGUUAAGAAAAAAGGUAUAUAAAAAAGAAUAAAAACAAACUGUAUUUUUUGAAAGUUAUUUAUUUAAAUAGAAGGCUAUGAUAACGAUGAAGAUGAUGAUGAUGAUGAUGUAUACAGCAUAGCUAUUUUGAAUAAUCAUCACCUGUUUGUAUAUGCUCCCAGACUCUCACAGACUCCCAGGCUGUUCAUGGUGCCUUUGUUGAAACAUAUCACAUACUGAACCUUCCCUCAUAUUUCUAAAGAUGACUUUAAUUAUUCUCUUUUACUUUGCACGUUUUCCCACACUCAGAGGCCGCUCGGUGCAGCACGAGUCUAGGAGGCUUUGUUAUUGCACUGGCUCGCUUCCCCUUGGCUCCCAAUUAGGCAAGUUAAUUGAAUUAGGGAGGGCAGAUUUGUCUGUUUCGAUAGCAGCCGAGGAGAGGACACGAGCGGAGACACGGACUGCAAGAACUCAAUUACUUCUCUGGCCCUGUUUACAUGGACGCCGAUGAUGUCAUUGUUUUACCUUACCCUCGAUAUUUAUCCCUUCCCAAAAUACACACACACACACAAACACACAGAUAAAAUGCAGAUAAACUAACAUACAGAUAUGCCAUCACACGUGAACACACAGCUCUACAAACACACACAAACACAGAGAUAAGAUUCAAAUAAACAGGCAACUUUGCACACACAAACACACACACACACACACACACACACACACACACAAUAACUUGCGGGGGAUGUUUUUGUGUGGAUUGCUUGGUUGAAUUCUCUCUGAUGUCAACUGUGCCUCAAACAGAAAAACACAAUCAGUACUUUACAUUUCUGUCUAUGUUUCUGUUCGUUUGUUUGUUUUGUUCAGUCACUUUGAUUUGGGUGACAAAAGACAACAAACACAUGCAAAUUCUGUUCCUGAAUUGUUUGUUCUGAAUCACAUCAUUCUGUGAGAGGUUUACAUAUUUAAUUUAAAGCCUUGUUGAAUUUUAUAAAGCACACUUUUAAUUAAAAAA